UUAGAAAAUCAUUAAUUUUAAUUAAUUAAUUUAUUAAUUGAAUAGCAAAGAAAGGAUCAAAGAAAAUAGCAAAUAGAAUUUCAUAAUAUAAAAAGGAAUAAUUUAUCUAUUCGAAUGUCUGUUUUAACAUUUAAGCAUUACAGCUUUUUGAGUAUCCUGCUAGCAGGAGGAGCUAUAAUAAAUUCUUAUACUAUUCAUGAGCAAUUCUAUCCUACAAUUAUUUAUCUGACAAAUCAGAAAUCUAAUAAAUUAAUCAUGCUCAAUUUUUUUUUUAUGUUGGGCUUAGCUUUUUUUAAGAUGAUAAUGUCAGUAUUCUUUGGAGAAAUCAGAGAGAUAGAAAAACUUAGUAUUUUAGAUAGUUUAAAGAGAAAGAUAUUUGAUAUUGUAUUCAUCAUAUUGAUUUACAAGGAAGAUAACUUCGAUUCCUCAUUUUACUCAUGGCUUAUUGUUUUAGGAUUUAUAUGGGUGAUCCAUUAAGCAGCAAUUAAAAGAUCAGAAUAUCUUAUAGCUGAGAGCAUAACAGAUGUAAAGAUGCACAUGAAGUUAACAGUAAUUUAUAUAGCACUGAUUUGUUUGGACUCUUGUGUUCUUAGAUAUAUGAUAAAAGCAUUCACAAAUACUUCUGUAGAUUCUUAUUUAAUUUUGUUUUUCUUAGAAUAUUUACUGAUAAGCUUGAAUAUCAUAUUUCCUGCAAUUAAAUACUUUACAAUAGCUUUUGAGAUGUUUACAUACUCUCAUUUCUAAAAUAAAAAUAACUUCUUCAUGGUAUUAGAAUUCGUUUUAACAGUUUGCAAAUUGUGUAUCUAGCUUUAUAUGAGAAUUAAAUACAUGCUUUUAUUCCCUUUUAUAGUCGACUUGAUUGAAAACCUUAUCCAGCUUUACAAUACAAUAGUUAAAUUCUUCUCAUCAGUUAAGUUAUUAAGGCUCUUAAACAAAUUACCUGAUGUUAACUUGGAGGAAAUAGAAGAAAUAGAUAACACCUGCUUGAUCUGCUUAUCAGAAAUUAAGCAUGGAAAAAAGAUUGGAUGUGGUCACUUUUUCCACAAAAACUGUUUAAAAGAGUUAAUUUAAGGAAAGUCAAAUCAACUUUGUCCUAAAUGCAGAAGCCCCAUCAAUAUUGAGCAAGCCAUUAAAGAUCAUCAAAAUGAAUCAAAAAAUUAAAAAAAGAAAAAUUCUGAAGCUAUUUUCAAAAUAAAUUUUAUUAAGAGCUAGAAAGAUUCAGGAGAAUAAAAAGACAGUAAAAAUUAAGAAUAAUAAACUGAGUCUAAGAGAUUUAAGUUUAUAGAAAAUGCAACCAUCUAAGAAAAAAUUAUUUUCACUCUAGAUGAUCUUAUUAAUAACAUUGGUAAUAUGAUUAAAUCUUAAAUCAACGAACCUAAGAUCAUUUAGAGAGUUAAAGGCUUAAUUUAAGAUAUCUUAAAACUUGAAGAAUUGAUUUAAACAAAUGAAUAAAAGAAAUUAAAAGUAGAACUUAAUCUGGAAAAUAUUUUUGAUUUUAGUUAAUUGCUUGCUAGCACAAACACUUCUUUGAAAAAAUGUGGUGCUAUUUCUUAUGGACUGCCGAAAAUAGCUAGCUACAACCGUACUUUUGCUGAUGAGUGUCUGAGAAAAAAGAUUGAAUUGAUGAAUUUAUUGCUUUUGAACUGCUAAAGAGAUAUGUUACUAUAAACAAUGUUCUUUGGGAUUACUAAGAAUUUGACUAACCUAAAACAAGACGAAAGUGAAAAUUAUUAAUAAGAACAAAAAGGUUCUCAUUAGACUAAUGAUGGUUUAUUUAAGACUUAAAGUUUGAACAAUAAUAAUAAUUCUUCGCUUGCUGGUGAAACAAAAAAAAUUACAAAAGAUAUUAGUUAGUUAAGUAAAAAUACAUCAGUUAUCGUUGAUGAAACAUCCAUUUUUUAGAAAAAUAAUUCGAAGAUAGAUCCUCAAGAAGAAGAAAGAGAGAGGAGAUUAGCUUGGAUAGAAAAAUUGUAAUCUCAAGUAUCUUAAUCAAACGAAUAGUAAUAAAAUUAGUAAUAAGAAUAAUAAUAGCAAUAAAACUAAAAUGAAAAUUAAUAAGAUGCUCUAGCCUCUAACUGAUAUAACAAAAAUAAAAUAAAUUAUAUUAUAUCUUUAAUUAAUUUAAGGAAUCUUUUUAAAUUUAAAUAAAGUUUAAUUUAAUAAAUAUUUUAUUGAUAGUAAGUAUCUCUAUUAAAUUAAACAUUUUAAAAUUAGUUAAUAUAGACUAAAAUAUUCUCACAUUUAAUCUUAUAUUUUUACAUAAGCUUAUCUAAUUUUACAACCUUUUCAUAGUUUUUAGAUUCUUGAAAUUAUCAAACAAUU
Messenger RNA from Tetrahymena thermophila SB210, 2322 nucleotides. RefSeq names its product glutathione S-transferase, amine-terminal domain protein. The transcript is spliced from 6 exons. The record is from RefSeq and is a predicted model, not a curated record. NCBI's taxonomy places the organism in Eukaryota, Ciliophora, Oligohymenophorea, Hymenostomatida, Tetrahymenidae.